This is a messenger RNA of Naegleria gruberi, 2847 nucleotides long. RefSeq lists its product as uncharacterized. Bases 1 to 2847 code for a protein of 948 amino acids. Gene Ontology annotation, molecular function: JUN kinase phosphatase activity. The transcript has 4 exons. Gene Ontology annotation, biological process: protein dephosphorylation; lipid metabolic process; regulation of MAP kinase activity. Lineage: Eukaryota; Heterolobosea; Eutetramitea; Acrasida; Naegleriidae. Gene Ontology annotation, cellular component: cytoplasm. The record is from RefSeq and is a predicted model, not a curated record.
AUGUCCAAACAACAAACCAUUGAUGAGCAUCUUAAAGACAUUCAUAUUAGCAAAGAAAUAAUCAGUACAUGUGCCAUACUUUCUGAUUGUUGUUACUCACAAGACCCUGUUGAACAUAUUGGCAAUUAUUCUGGUUGCAAUGUAAUAGUUGAUCAACUUGUUAAAUCAACUGACAUGAAUAUUCACCCCUUUCUAAUGGCUGAAUCAUCAGAUCCCAAAAUUUUGUACGUAGCAUUCAAGGGUAGUGAAACUGUUUCAGACAUUUUGGCAAAUUUAAAUUGCUUUCCGACCUCUUUGGAGGAAAGCAAUGGAUCUUACCAUAGAGGCUUUAGUGCAAAAAUAAGUGCUAUGCAAAUGAAUUUUUUCAUUGAUUAUUUAGAUAAAGGCUACAAGGUAGUAUUUUGCGGACAUUCAAUUGGAGGUUCUCUAGCUGGAUUGGCUGCUAUUAGAGUGCUCCACUCAAAGCCUAAAAAGAAAGAACAUGUCUAUUGUGUGGGAUUUGGAGCUCCACUUUUUGCAUCUAGUGUGGUCAAGGAAGAAAUUUCCAAAUACUCAAAACAAUUUCUAUGGUUUCUCUACGAAAAAGAUUUGGUACAACCUUGUUUACUAGCACUUCAACAAAUAGCAAACUAUUCUGAAAAACCUACCAAACACUCAUCUCCUAUCAAGGUAGAUCAAGUUAAUUUUGUAAAGUUGUUGGUGGAUGGAGUUUCCACUUUUGAUACUCUAGUUGACUCGUUUAAACAGAUUUCAGAUUACGUAAACGAUGAUUUGUUCACUUUCUCUGGAUUAUUUUGGAAAUUAGUUACAAUGGCUACUCCCAAGCUAAAGUCAAACUUCCCGACAAUAGCAACCAAAAUAAUUGAAUGGUUAACAUACUCAAAGAUUGGAGUAUUCUAUACAUUCAGUACUAGUGAAAUUGUCUCUUUCAAUGUAGAUGCGAUUAGUGCAUCAACAGGUGAGAUUACUGAUACUACCUUUUUAGAAAGGAGUAAAAUGAUUAGUUACAUCAAUGCGUUUCAUUCCCUCUUUGUAAUAUCAACACCCAACCAUAGAAAAGUUAAAAGUAUGAUGUUUGAUAUUUGUGAGAUCGAACCUUGCCUUACAAGAAUUGCUUCUAUCAAUGAAAACAGCAAGAUGAUUGAGAAACAAUUAGGUAAAUCUACUUAUUUUGUUUCAGAUAUGAAAGAUCGUUCAUUUAAAAUCCACAUUUCAGAUAGAAAUGGUAUUUUCAAAACAAUUUUAAAUAUGACCAGCUCUAAAACCAAUAUCUCCAUUUCAACGCCAGUAAUUAACUCUGAUAAUAUAUGUUUUACAAUCAAAUCAGACGAAAAACUUGAGGACAGUAUAAGCAUUCAGUUUGAGGUGAAUUAUUGGUUUGGAAAAACAUCAUUUGUGUUCGCAGUAUACUUUGCUAGACCUAGCCCAAAUAGUAAACAAGAAGUGGUAGUUUCCAGUAUGGAUCCAGUUAACCUAUUGUUUAUGGUUGUGAAGCAUCUUCACACUGGCAGAUUGUCAAAAAGUUCCUUAAGUUCGGAUUACCUAAAAAAGAUGCUUGAUAUUGAUUUCACAACUCUUCAAGAUGAAGAUUUUGAUAUUGACAAAGGUACACUUUUGAUGAAAAUAGAUAAUUUCAUUCAAAAGAUAUCCUCCUCGGAAGACAGCUCACUGCUUUCCUAUGCACUGUAUGGAAUUAUUGGCCUAGUUGGAUUGGGAGUGGCAGCUUACGGUUCUUUCCAUUUGUAUAAGUAUCUCUCAAUAAGUUCAAUACCAAGGGCAGGUAAUUCACUAAGAGGUGCAAGCGAAAGUAUUGGAAAAGGCUUGAGCAUAAAGAGUAUUCUUACCACCAUGUGUGUUGGAAUUGGUUCUUCAAGUUAUAUCAAUCUAGCCAUCUCUCAAAAACAUUCACACACCAUCCAAUCAUAUCUUGAUCUUUGCAAGAGAUUAUUCUAUUUAACAAAAGAAAAUUUGUCACCAUUUCAACAACAAAUUGUGAAUUACCGAUUGAUAGAAGAAACGAUUGAAAAAAAUUCAUUACAUUUGAAAGCAAAUGAAAAGAAUACUAAUGCUGUUACCAUGAUAAGCCGCUUUAAUGAAAUCCGAAAGGAACUUACCAAACAAAAAGUCACUAUUGCAAUUCAUGCAGAAAAUGAUAUUGCUGAAGUACUCGUAAAUUUCAUUCAAUUAUCACCUCUUGGCGAUCUUUGUUCAGUGGAUGUUAUAUCAGACACAUCAAGGAAAGUAAAACUGUCCUUUUAUGACCUCAUUAUUUUGAUUGUAGAAGAAGAUAGAAUGUAUGAGGAGGAAUGGAACAUAAUGGCUGCCAGUUUGGCUCUCUUAAUAGAGGGAGUUGAUGAUUGUUUGUAUUCAAAAGUAUGGCAAAUAAAAAUGUCAAAAGUUAAUGAUGAACUAGAUUGUAAUGAAAUUAUUCCACGAUUAUUUCUCGGAAGUGAAGAUGCUGCCUAUGCAGAUAUCAAUAUAUUAAAAGGAGAACCCUAUAAAUUCACUCAUAUUUGUGUAUGUGGUUUCGGGCUCAUUAAGAAACAUGAGAAAACAUCUCAAAUUGAAUAUUAUCAUAUCAAGGCUGUCGAUUUACCAGUUUAUAACAUUACAAAAGAUGUUAAAUCAUGUGCAGAGUUUAUUGACAAUGCACUGAAUGGAGAUGAAAAUAAUAGAGUACUUGUUCAUUGUUCAAGAGGAGUGAGUAGAAGUGCCUCCAUAGUAACAGCCUACUUGAUGUUGAAGAAGGGAAUGACAUUUGAAGAAGCAUACUAUGGUAAUGUAAAGAAGAAACGUUCCAUUGUUUGUCUCAAUCAAGGAUUUGCAGAACAAUUAAAAGGCUUGUAA